UUCAGAAUUGAUCACUGAGCACUGGACUCCCAUUUAUAGUACAAUUGAACUAUGUCCAAUAUAAGUUCAUAUGUAGUUUAGGUGAUUAGGUUGGGCUGUGUUGUGGCUGAUCUACUGCUUGCACACAGAAAACAUUUGCCAUGGAAAUUCUCCCUCGACAGAUUGCCUGUCUCGGUGUGCGGCAAAGCUACCUCCACUCUUCUCAUCACCAUGGAGGCUUGUCUGCUUCUGCUUUAAUGCUGCAGGUGUGUAGAAGUGCACAAACACAGUCAUGUCGCGCCAUCUGCAACAUUGGACAACCUUGGGUGCCUCCAUCACCUCCAUGUCCAGCAGCACCUCUAAGGCAGCCUGCUGCUCGUUACUCAGCACCUACUGCCCUGAAGCAGAUCCUCCCUCGCCUGCCUGUCCCUGCGCUACAGAGUACCAUUCAAAAGUAUUUGAAGUAA
Hyalella azteca is the source of this 446-nucleotide messenger RNA. RefSeq lists its product as uncharacterized. Gene Ontology annotation, molecular function: acyltransferase activity. The transcript has 3 exons. Bases 141 to 446 code for a protein of 101 amino acids. Lineage: Eukaryota; Metazoa; Arthropoda; Malacostraca; Amphipoda; Hyalellidae. The record is from RefSeq and is a predicted model, not a curated record.